UAACUCUACUUGUCGGCAGUGCAGAAUUUUUUUUGUGAUUCGUGGAAAAUAUUGCAAAAAAUAAAUUUGAAAUAAAGAAAUAGUUGCACAGCGAAAACAAGUUAGCAGACAAAGCAAAGCGAAGCAACCUUUGACUCCGGCUUUAUUUCAGCCGGUGGCGCGAAAAGUACACAUUGCGCGCGUGCGUUGGCCAAGCAUCGAUUUUUCCGCAACUGCAGAGUGCAGUAAUUACUGCGAAUACAACAAACUAGUAGCAGGCACUUCAACAUUCAGCUGAAUUGACAGGACAGUUCGAUUGGAUAUUCGAUUGGAAGCACUGGACAUUUCAUAUAAUUCGAUAUAAUAAUGGGUGCUUAUCUGACGCAUCCUAAAACCGAGAAAGCGUCCACAGAUGAAUUCAACGAGCUGCUCGUCGUGGGUGCCAGCUCGAUGCAGGGUUGGCGCAACAGUCAAGAGGACGCACACAACGCGAUACUAAAUUUUGAUAAUAACACAUCGUUUUUCGCCGUUUACGAUGGUCACGGCGGAGCCGAAGUGGCCCAAUACUGCGCUGAUAAAUUGCCGGAGUUCCUUAAAAGUCUGGAGGCUUAUAAAAGCGGUGAGUUGGAGCAAGCGCUCAAGGAUGCGUUCCUGGGCUUCGACAAGACUCUGCUUGAGCCCGCAGUGGUCAACACAUUAAAGAUUCUGGCUGGCGAACACAACAUUGUCGACGAAGACGCCGAAGGAUAUGAAGAGGAAGACGAUGAAGAAGAUCUUGCCGAGUUGCACGAAGAGAGUCAUUUGCCAUUGAACGAGGUCCUGGAGAAAUACAAAGGUCUCCCGCAGACUCACGACUUGUCCCUGCUCAAGUCUGAUUCAGCUGCUGCCAAGCUGAUGUCCACUUGCCUGCGUGGCCGUCGUGCUGCUGCUGUUGCUGCCGAGGCGGUCAAUAAAGCCGUAAUGGAUCCAACAGCCAAACCAGCCGGCUCCUCCACCUCAGCCGCAGCUGCUGCGGCCGCUGCAGCUAUCAGUGAGACCGACGGAGCAGGUCCCAGCUGUUCGAAGGGCGGCAAACUGGAUCAGGAAGAUGAGUCCACAGUGAGCAGCAGCAGUUCAAGUGCUAGCAAGGGCAACACUUCCACGACUGCCAGUACUUCUCCUAAGGACGAAUGCGUUACCGGCCAAGCUUCUACCAGCAAUAACGUUGCAGUUGCACCUACUGAGCAGAAUGGUAAUGUCACCUCUUCAGAGGCCAAGGCCGUUGUCAAGACUGGCGAAGAGACUGCCACUACAUCGGAGGACGCCACCGUAUCCGGCUCCAGCGACAUUGCAGAUGCUAAGUCCAAUGGCAGCAUUGAAAAGUCGGCAACUAGCAAAGCAGAGCCCGCUGAUAUUUCAUCAACUAGCAAAGAAUCGGAAAAGGUUCUGAAGAAGGCUACCACUGCACAAGACGAUGACUCGACUGACGACGAUGCCGACUAUGAUGAGAAAGCUGUAGUUAAAGCCCUAGACAUCGCAUCGCCUGACAGUUCUUCUGAUGAGGACAUGGAAGAUGACGAUGAUGGCCUCGAUGAUGAAGACGACGACGAUGACGAUGAUGAGGACGAUGAAGACGAAAAUGCCAGUGAAGAAGAUGACGCCGAUGAGGAUCAACUGGCAAAUGAUCAGUUUUGCGCCAAUAUGAUAGAAGAGCCUGGCAAAGAUAGUGGAUGUACUGCCGUUGUCUGCCUCCUGCACGGCCGUGACUUGUACGUGGCGAACGCUGGAGAUUCCCGAUGUGUUAUUUCACGUAAUGGAAAGGCUAUCGAAAUGAGUCUGGAUCACAAGCCCGAAGACGAUGAGGAGUCGACGCGCAUUGUCAAGGCUGGAGGUCGUGUCACCCUCGAUGGACGCGUUAACGGUGGAUUAAAUUUGUCCAGGGCUUUGGGUGACCACGCAUACAAAACGAACCUUGAGUUAUCAGCUGAAGCACAGAUGAUUUCCGCUCUGCCGGACGUCAAGAAACUCAUCAUUACACCAGAGGAUGACUUUAUGGUUCUGGCCUGCGAUGGUAUUUGGAAUUACAUGUCUAGCGAUGAGGUUGUCGAUUUCGUGCGUCUCCGCUUGAAGGAUGAAAGCAAGAAACUAUCUCAAGUUUGUGAGGAACUAUUCGAUAAUUGUUUGGCACCGAACACAAUGGGCGAUGGCACUGGAUGCGACAAUAUGACAGCCGUGAUUGUGAAAUUCGAGCAAAAACUUCAAGAACUGCCAGCCACAAUUGAUCCCACUAAAACGGAAGAUGCACUCCUUGCAGCUGCUCAGCUAAAGAAGAAAUCAGCCAACGUAUCUGCUGAACAAAUUGCUCUCAAGCGAAGCGCUUCUCCGGAUACGCCUACCGACGAGGCCGAUGAUUGUGCGGAGAACACCAGCAAAUCGAAGCGAGUGAAGAUUGAGAGUCAAUCAUUGGAGUCUCUGGACGGAAAAGAAAAGAAUUCCACCGAUGUUAUAAGUAACACUCCAGCUUCAGUUGAUGAUCAGAAGGAAAGUGUAGUCGUCUCAUCUACGUAAAUUCAUAUAUUGAAACAACACGACGGUGGCAAGUGCUUCGGCAUUUUGAACAUUUUUCUGAUCAUUAUUUCAAAUCGGGCUCUUAGAGCUAACAAAUAAAAUCGAAAAGAAAUUUUCAAAUCAUUUAAUACCAGGCCAGUUUAUACUAAAUACAUAACGAAUAUUCAUUUUGUACACAUAGAUUUUUUUAAUUCAUAAAUAUAUUUUUUUUAUAAUUGGAUCUUUUUUUAAAUUUUAUUUAGUUCAUUAUUCCCUGGUUUUUAUAAUCAACAACAAGAUCAUCGUCAAACUGUACAACAUAUUCAUACACGUACAAAAAUAUUAUACAUAUAUACUUUAUUUUAUAUUUUAUUCAAUGAAUGCAAACGAAAAAUGUUUUCAUACUCGUAUAUUUAAAAUUAUUUGUAUAAUGUGACGAGUAAAUAAAUAAAACCCAGAAAGAACGAGCAUUUCUAUCGACCAUAGCAUUUAAAAAAUCAAGUGAAUAAUGUAUCUGUGGAAUACAUUAAUUAAAUAUUUUUAUUAAUGAGAAAUGGCCUGAUUUUGGUAGAAUAACAUUUGCUUAACGAAUAAUAAAUACAUGAAAAUACACA
Drosophila innubila is the source of this 3119-nucleotide messenger RNA. RefSeq names its product probable protein phosphatase CG10417. Gene Ontology annotation, molecular function: protein serine/threonine phosphatase activity; cation binding. Gene Ontology annotation, biological process: protein dephosphorylation. The record is from RefSeq and is a predicted model, not a curated record. The coding region runs from base 346 to 2526 and encodes 726 amino acids. NCBI's taxonomy places the organism in Eukaryota, Metazoa, Arthropoda, Insecta, Diptera, Drosophilidae. The transcript has 5 exons.